AUGUUGCCAAAUCAAGCACGCUAUGUGAUUGCUAUUAACAUAGAAACAUUAGCCGGUUCCUCAUUCGAAUUACUGGUGUCACCAUAUGAAACCAUAACAACCAUAAAACGAAAAAUUGAAAGACGAGAGGGUAUUCCGGUUUCACACCAACAUCUUGUAUGGAAAACGCAAGAACUUGAAGAUGAAUCGUGUUUACACGAUUAUAAUAUUGGAGAUGGUGGAACAAUUAAACUUGUUCUAGCCAUGAGAGGUGGACCGGUCAAUACCAAGCGCGUUCCCAUUGAGGAUAGUUUGAUACGUGAUAUGUCUGAAUAUAUUGACAUCAAAGAAGAUUACGGUGAUUUAUUUUCGAGCGGUACAUCGAAUAAAAAUGUUACAUUUCUUGUGUUACGCGACGGCGAUCAAUUUAACUUUUUUCAACUUAUCGAUCGAGGUGACGGUACACUAUCACCAAUGUCGGGCUCAAUGAGUACUGCAUCAAUGUACAACACGCAUGAAACUGUCGAUGUUGAACGUGAUGAUGAAAAACGACGAGCCGAAGAUAAAAGAACGAAACAGAAAAUGGAACUGAUCAAAUCAAAACUAAAAAAUACAACUACACUAUCAUCAAAAAAGGAACCUCAAUUGUUACCACCAAGACCUCCAUCAGGUAGUAAAUCUAAAACUAUUCGUCAAACACUUACAACAUCGUAUGGGGCUGGUGGUGGUUCACGUUUACGUCGUUAUGGUAGUGAUCGAAAUAUUAUGCUUGAUUCAACUUUGAGCAAUGUUAAUGAUAAUGAAAUAUCUUCAACAGCCACCACAGUAUUAGCUGACCAUCAUAAUAACAAUACUUCCGAUCGCAAAAGAAUACCGAAUACAAUUUCAACAACAAACAUAUUUAACACAUAUAAUCUGUUAUCAGCAAAAAAUUUGCAAGAGGAUGACGAAGAUGAGGAUGAAGAAGAAGAAGAGGACGACUCAAAUGACGAGGAGAAUGAUAGUGACGAAUAUAAAACAAGUUCAAUGAUCACUACAAAAAAAUUAUUUGGUUCAACGAGAUCGUUUUCACCAUCAAUAUUAUCAAACGGUUUCUUUUCUACAUCGGCUACGGCUGCCACAACACCGUUAACCACAAAUACAACUACUACUAAAUCGUUAUCAUCGUUAAAGCAUAGUUUAGAACAACAACAACAACAACAAAAGAAAGCUUAUCAGCAUUAUCAUGAUAAAAAGAAGGUGUCGAUGGCAAAACGAGAAGCAACAACAACAAAAACUUCAGUCGAAACAUUAUUAACAAAUAGCUAUCCAUCAAUGAAUUUAGGACUUAGUAACCAAGAUAUAACCAAUUCUCAGGAAACUGCAACGAAUGAUCUGACUAACUUUACUUCAUCUAAAAAUGAUUUAUUGCUUGACUAUAUUCAUCGUUUGUCACCUACUCAAUCGCAGCCAAUCUCGCCAUCUCCUUGUAUAACAUGUUCAGCAAAGCGUUUAAGCGAUCAGACUCAACCACAAUCAACACUUUAUGCAUCGAGUGGAAACGUUGCGAGUUGUGGCACAACAACAACUGAAAUUUAUCAUCAUCUUGCAUCAUCGACCGCCCUUGAUCUUGACGAUGAAACUAUUGGCACUACGAACAAUUAUGCAUCUUUAAGAAAACUUCAACAAUCACCAUAUAAGUGUUUACAUUCAUCAUUAUCAAAUAGUAAUGAUUCUUAUCUUCGAAAACAAACAGCUGGUUCGAUUAGUAACACUGGUGGAGAUCAUUCAAAUAGUCGUAAUGAAACAUCAUUGAGUAAAUGGCCUGAUACACCAUCGCCACAAAGUAAAUUAGACGGACAUUUUGGUCAAGAUGAUGAUAUAAUUAUCAGCGAGCAAUCAAAUAAUAAUGAACGUACACUCACCAGCCAUUCACUAUUUCGACAUCAAAAUAGUAGUACGAGUACAAUCACGCCCACACCAACAUUACCAAAUUUCCAGAACAGUGCAAAAAAAACACAACAACGUUAUCAUCAUACAACAAAUAGUACAUCAUCAUCUAUCGUUUCAUUUGAUCAACAGCGUUCGUCACCAUCAUUAAAUGUCAGACCAUUAGUACCACUAACAUUAUCAAAAUAUCGUCGUAUGCCUCCAGCAAGUACAAAUGCUCAACAAGGAACAACUUAUAGUACAUCAUUUUUUCAACAUCAGUUAAGUGAUACACCAUCACCAACAACAAAUGAUUGGUUCAAAAAUACAACAGCAACAACACAGAAUGAUUCAUUCAAUGAACAUCUGAUGUUAAAUAAUAAACGAAUUGAAAUGCUAAAAGCAGGAAAACAACAGUCGCCUAUGCCACCAUCGCCAUCAUCUUCGUCAACUGCAAUCUUUCCGCCGCCUUCCUCAAUUGUAUCAACAAAACGAGACAGUAAUAAUGAGAAUAAUUCAACAACAAAACCGGUUAUAUCAUCAACGUCUGUUGCUACACAAAGUUUGCCAUAUGACAGUACAAAAGUAACUAUAGAAACAAUCGGAUCCAAAACAGUGACAGCUUUAUUGAGGCAGAAUGCAACAAUUGAACCUGUUGAUACAUCCAGAGGCGUUGGAAGACAUUUAGUUUCACUGUUAACAACAGCAUCUAAAGAGACAUCUAAUAAAGAAGAACGUUAUAAGCUUGAUGCAAAACUAAAUCCAUGGUCCACAACAUCAAUCAAUGGUAGUACCAUUAGUAGUUUAAAUUCAACAACGGCUACAAUUUACAGUAAUACAAAUCCAAAUAAACUACCACCUGUUAUUAUUAGUCGUAAAUCAACAGCAAAAUGUUUUUUGUGCAAGAAAAAAACUGGUUUAGCUACAACAUAUUCUUGCAGAUGUGGUAGUUCAUUUUGUUCUGAACACCGCUAUCCCGAAGCUCAUAACUGUCCAUAUGAUUACAAAGCAGAAGGCAAACGAUUAAUUGAAAGAAAUAAUCCUGUGGUAGCUGCACCAAAAUUACCAAAAAUUUAA
Didymodactylos carnosus is the source of this 2964-nucleotide messenger RNA. Lineage: Eukaryota; Metazoa; Rotifera; Eurotatoria; Philodinida; Philodinidae. The record is from the annotation of a GenBank genome assembly.